Procambarus clarkii (red swamp crayfish) is the source of this 2079-nucleotide messenger RNA. RefSeq lists its product as uncharacterized. NCBI's taxonomy places the organism in Eukaryota, Metazoa, Arthropoda, Malacostraca, Decapoda, Cambaridae. The record is from RefSeq and is a predicted model, not a curated record. Gene Ontology annotation, molecular function: protein binding.
UCGGACCAAUAUACACGCAGUAGUUCGGGCACCAACUAACCAAUCUGUGUGAUGCAUUCUAGCCACUCCAUUACCCGGUAUUGUGUUCCCUAGUUCCUUCUUCGCCUGGUGUUGUUUCAUAGUUCUUCCUUCACCUGGAGACUUGUAGGACUCGCCCGACGCUGGGAACUACAAUGUGGGUGCUGGGUGCGGUGGUCCUGGCGACAAUCCAGGUGCCCGCCGCCCCGCUCAUUAUAUACCGAGAGUGUCUGCCUCAAGCAAAAUGGGAGGGCCGUUGGGAGGGGUCCCACAUGGACCUGACAGCGUGGCUAGCAGAGGACGCAGAAUUGACUGAGCUAGAAGACCCUCUUCUAACCUUCACCAUGGAACCAGUUGGCUCAUCACUCCCAUACGACUACGAUGUCCUCUACCUCACCCGUAACCAGGUGGAAGUGAUGCGAGUCAGAAACAGCCGCAGGACCAGGAAUGAGCUGAUGGUGUCACCGGGUCUGCCAAGUGGGUGGACAGCCUUCAACCUGUCCUCGUCAUCAUCACACACACAGUUAUGGCACAACCAAGAGACACAACUUGUAUCACUGCCCGCUGAUAUGACCAUUGAUAGACUCACCAUAGAAGGCAGUAAUAUCACUGUCAACUGCCAUCAUGGUGAGUUAGGCUGGGAGGUGCGUGGCACUAAGGAAGUGGUAGUGCCACUGCCUGGCCACCUCCACCGUCACCACCUCAGCACCUACUCCAACACUGCCUCACGACCCAGAGUGACCCUAGCCGACACAACACUCCAGUUGGGCUGGGAUGGUGCCAACCUGGUCGACGUAACUCACUAUGACCAAAAGUAUCAGAGCCCUCUGCCGGCAGCCAUUGAACAUCACCUCUACAUUGUCUGCACAUCUUUUUCUGCUGAUAUCCUCUGUGAUAUAUUGGCUGGGGAGAAAAUCCUCAAGACUGUGAACUUGCUGAAGCCGCCAGCCUGGCUGACUAUCCUGGGGAAGCAGGAGGACCAUUUCUUCACAUUUUACCACCGAGAGGCUGCGAAUAUUACUCGUGACGUGAAGUCUCUAUCUAAUCCAGGAGGUGAAGACACCCGUGGCUCCGUGAUGGCCCUCGUAGCAGCAGUUGUGGUGCUGGCCCUGGUGGCACUGGCCCUCCUGGCUGUCAUCGCGUAUUCUUACUACACUCAGAAGAAAGCUGGCCAAAGCACCUCCGAGGAGACCCCAGCUGAGAUUAAGGAGAUGGUCGCGUUACUGACUUCUAAUGAUUCGAUGAUAGACAUAAAGAGUGAAGAAAUAAUAAGGGUUGCCAUUAUCGAAGGAGACAAAGGCCGGGUAAAGGCCCUAUUGGAUAAAACGAACAAAGCCGCAGCCUAUGUAGAGGCGCACAUCCAGGCCAAGAAGGACAUCAUUCAGAUUAUCUCACAACGUACACAAGAAGAAGUUGAAACUCCUAAAAACCUGCUUGUCAUAUCGGUGUUAGGCGAACUCCAACAGCGGAUAAAAGUGGUCUUCGAGGCAGCGAGAUCUGGCCUUUAUAAAGGCACAGGUGGUGUUAAGAUUCUGUUACAGACGUAUGGCCUCCCAGGAACCGUAAGAGAUGAAUAUGGCUUGUCUAUCAUACAUCACAUGGUUACUCACAUCCUCACCGAUGGAAAAACACCCGUCUGGAGUGCUCCAGAUAUUGAAGAUUUUCUUAAGACUCAGCAACACUGCAUCAAUGCUGUGGACUACCAAGGACAAACGGUGCUACACACACUGGCGUGUCACCCACGGGACACCACCGACAUAUCAUGGGGCAAUGAGACGCAGACAGUAGACGAAAUGUGGUGUAAUAUGGCUCAGAUAUUUAUUGACCAUGGCUGCAACCCUACACUCACGGAUCACUGUGGACUACAUCCAUAUCAAAAGGCAAUGAUUAAAAAUAAUGCAAUGCUGUCAAACUUCUUGCAAGAGAAGUAUGAGACGUUUGUAAGUUGGGAUUUUGAAAAAGGAACUCAAAGCAUGAACAACUUGUGAGUGCAGCGAGGGAGGGGAAUAUACACACUAUGGCUGCCUUGCUCAAGGAGGGUGUCCUGUCCUGCCCAUGACU